Molecule: messenger RNA, 2208 nt
Organism: Peronospora farinosa
Lineage: Eukaryota; Oomycota; Peronosporomycetes; Peronosporales; Peronosporaceae
Source: the annotation of a GenBank genome assembly
AUGUUCUUUCUACAGCAAGGCAUUGUGCUAAAGUCGUAUGCUGUUUCGAGCAAUGUAUCGAGUACUACCGAUGAUAUUGACACGUACAACUUUUACGUUGGCUUAGUCACAUCGGUAGUGGUAAAACCACUGUUAGGACUGGUGGGUGCGGUGGUACCAGCUGUGCUCUUGUGCUUUUUCACGCGGUUGACUAUGCAGGAGAAGAGUUCACGAUGGACACGAUAUUCGUUGGCGUUACUUGGUAAUAUCACGCUUUGGUUGUUGAUCAAUGGAUUCAUGGCUCUCUACGUAAGAGAGGAGACAGUACGAGUCGAUGUAGUUAUCAAAGACAGCGACCUGUUUGGGAACGAGAGUGUCUCGGUCACCGCUGUGGGUCGUGCGUCGAGCGGCGACACGAUUCUUCGCAGUGCUAUGCAGCUGCCGGAUGUUGCAGCUGGAAUUGCUGCUGGACAAUGCAAGCGGCCUUCACCACGUCGACUUCCAGCACAAUUGGACUAUGGAUUCCAGUCUCGUGGAUGGAUGAAAGAGUUACUGCCGUAUGCGCCUGAGACUACGAAAACGAACACGUUAUCUGUGUUGCUGGACGAGGGUGCUGACUCGAUAGAAAAGAUGGUAAUGCCUAUGAAGCUGACUGCUGCACGUAGCCUCGUGAACUAUGCAAUGCGUGCCACCGACGACUAUUUCCGGGAACAAGGCGUACAAGCAAAUGCCAGUUUGUUUGCUCUAUCGGAUUUACCAGAUAAUUUCGACUCAGCAUCAUCUGAUGAUGUAAGGAUGACUCAAGAACUUGUUAAAGCCACUACCACCGCAAUGAAUCUCGCAGUCAACAAACGAACACAUUUGAGAAACUUCAGCAUUGCUGAGAGCAGCAUGGAAUUUGUGCAGUUUCCUUGGAAAACAGACAGUGGUAACUUGGUGUUUGAAGGUGUGACGCUGGAAAUUUCCAUGGGAAAACAAUUCUUGCGUCGCGAGGUGAACUUUAUGAACGACACGACAAAGUCUGUGGUUUAUGGAUCGAAGGUUUCAAACGGGUUAUUUGAGAUUAACGCGAAGGAGGAGUGUGGUCGUUAUGGUUGUGUAGUGAGCCCCGUAGGAGCUGCAUUGACUACUGCUCCAGCUGAUGAAGGAAGUCAGGUGCGAGUGUUGCCUAUUUGCUUUGAUGAAAACGGCAAUGAAGACUACGAGGCCACCAUGAAUGUCGACGGUACUGAAUGCGAGCGUCGUUCUACGAGUUCCAUGCUAGUAUUUAGUUUUGCCAAGCGAAUCGUUGGUGACGCCAUUCGCUCGUCGCUUGUGAAUGAUUCAACCGGAGAAGCCCUUGUCGUAAAGCUAACGAACGCUCGAAAAAUCUACCAGGUCACUGCGGGUCGAUUGUCGUGGGAUACUACAGACCUGGCUUCCAAAUAUGAUGCUUCAUGCGAGGCGAGCGACUGCAACGGCGUUGCAUUCCCGCUAUCUGAUGAUGCUCAGAUUGUUAUCGUAGGUAGUGACCAUGUCCGAGUGAACGACUUGACAAUGUACACUUCAUCACUGUUGUUAUGGACCCCCCUCGUGACUUCAAAUGCCCAAGAGGUGGAUAUGAGUGACAUUCUCAAGAACGAUUUUGUUUUUCCGAGAAAUUUUGCUAAUAGAAGCAACUGGACGCCAGUCGAUGGUUCUCGAUGUGAACGCGAACGUGGCGUUUUUAUGGAUCGUGUGGAGAGUUUGCAUCUGUACUCGGAACGGUCUCUCCAACCAGCUUAUCAAUCAGCAUUAUUUUGGUUAUUCCAAUACGGUGUCGUGAAGCAAAAGACGAGUCCAUCGAUGCUAGCGUUUGAUACAAAUGUCAAGUACGUGGAUGUCACGUUAUCGGUACCGUAUCUAUCAGCCAUACUUACUUUUAUCGGCUGUGUAAUGAUGGGUCUGAUGGGAGGAUUGGUAUAUUUUGGAGGCAAGAGUCGUGAAGCUAACGUUGAACGGCACUUUAAACCUCAUCAUUUGGCUCGAAUCCUUCUCGAUGAUGAAGCAUUUUCGCACAAAUUACUCAAAUGUGACUUGCUAAAUGUUGGCAACAAGUAUUUGAAUAGCUCCGAAUUGCUUGAUCAGUUUGAGAUUAGCGGAUUGGCUUUACGACAUCGUAAACGUCCGUCUGACGUGUUUAUUGUGCCCACGACUCAACAAUCUUCUGCCAACUCUAUGACAUUAAAUCAGCCAGUACAUAUCGUAUAA